Molecule: messenger RNA, 3052 nt
Organism: Cervus elaphus (red deer)
Lineage: Eukaryota; Metazoa; Chordata; Mammalia; Artiodactyla; Cervidae
Gene: RFT1
Product: RFT1 homolog
Exons: 13
Coding region: 45-1670 (541 amino acids)
Biological process (GO): dolichol-linked oligosaccharide biosynthetic process; glycolipid translocation
Cellular component (GO): endoplasmic reticulum membrane
Source: RefSeq, a predicted model, not a curated record
GUAUCGGAGGCGUUUCAUGAUGACAGAGCCCGUGCGCCGAAGCUAUGGGCAGCCGGGAGGUGCUGGGCCAGGCGGCCCGGUUGGCCUCCUCAGGUCUGCUCCUUCAGGUGUUGUUUCGAUUGAUCACCUUUGUCUUGAAUGCAUUUAUUCUUCGCUUCCUAUCGAAGGAAAUCGUUGGCAUAGUGAAUGUCAGGCUAACACUGCUUUACUCGACCACCCUCUUCCUGGCCAGAGAGGCCUUCCGUCGAGCAUGUCUGAGUGGGGCAGCCAAGAGAGACUGGAGUCAGACUCUCAGCCUCCUGUGGCUCACAGUUCCUUUGGGUGUGUUUUGGUCCUUAUUCCUGGGCUGGGUCUGGCUACAGUUGCUCGAAGUGCCUGAUCCUCACGUUGUCCCCCACUAUGGAACUGGAGUGGUGGUUUUUGGCUUCUCAGCAGUGGUGGAACUUCUGGGAGAGCCCUUCUGGGUCUUGGCACAAGCACAUAUGUUUGUCAGGCUCAAGGUGAUUGCUGAGAGCCUGUCAGUAAUCCUCAAGAGCAUCCUGACAGCCCUUCUUGUGCUGUGGUUGCCUCACUGGGGGCUGUACAUUUUCUCUUUGGCUCAGCUUUCCUAUACUACAGUUCUGGUGCUCUGCUAUGUUAUUUACUUUGCAAAGGUAUUGGGCUCCCCAGAAUCAGCCAAGCAACAAGCUCUUCCUGUCUCCAGCAUGACAGAUCUGUUACCCAGUAUGACAAGAAGUAGAGCUUUUGUAAAUUGGGAAGAGGCUAAAUUGACUUGGAGUUUUUUCAAACAGUCUUUCCUGAAACAGAUUUUGACAGAAGGCGAGCGAUAUGUGAUGACAUUUUUGAACGUGUUAAAUUUUGCGGAUCAGGGUGUGUAUGAUAUAGUGAAUAAUCUUGGCUCCCUUGUGGCCAGAUUAAUUUUCCAGCCAAUAGAGGAGAGUUUUUAUAUAUUCUUUGCUAAGGUGCUAGAGAGAGAAAAGGACGCCACACUUCAGAAGCAGGAGGAUGUUGCUGUGGCCGCCGCGGUUUUGGAGUCCCUGCUAAAGCUGGCCCUGCUGACCGGCCUGACCAUCACCGUUUUCGGCUUUGCCUAUUCUCAGCUGGUUUUGGACAUCUAUGGAGGGGCCAUGCUUAGCUCAGGAUCAGGUCCUGUCCUACUGCGAGCCUACUGUCUUUACGUCCUCCUACUUGCCAUCAAUGGAGUGACUGAGUGUUUCACAUUUGCCGCUAUGAGCAAAGAGGAGGUAGACAGGUACAAUUUUACAAUGCUGGCCCUGUCGUCUUCCUUCCUGAUGUUAUCCUAUGUCCUGACCCGUUGGUGUGGCAGCGUGGGCUUCAUCUUGGCCAACUGCUUCAACAUGGGCAUUCGGAUCACGCAGAGCCUUUACUUCAUCCACCGCUACUACCAGAAGAGCCCCCAUAGGCCCCUGGCUGGCCUGUUCCUGUCACCCGUCCUCCUCGGGACAUUUGCUCUCAGUGGUGGCAUUACUGCUAUUUCAGAGGUAUUCCUCUGCUGUGAGUGGGGCUGGCUAGCCCGGCUGGCACACGUCGCUGUGGGGGCCCUCUGUUUGGGAGUGACCCUCAGGACAGCAUUCCUCACAGAAACCAAGCUGAUUCACUUUCUCAGGACUCAGUUAGGCGUGCCCAGACUCGCUGACAAAACGACAUGACCUUGUGGAAGCCCUGUGGCACCUGGACCAGCUGUGGGGUGGUCUUGUGGGUGGAACACGUGUUCUGUGGAGGGGAGCCAGGCCAGGGGUCUGCAGUGCAGUGAGACCAACCCAGGCAGGUGAGUCGUCGGAGCGAACCACCGGACCAAACACUUACCAUCCAUUUGAGGUUUCAGAUAGGAAGGGGUUUCAUUUCUAAGGGAAGACCAAAAAGUUCUUUUAAAAUAGAUACAAUUAUUUUUUUCACCAUUUUGCUGUAAUCGGCAUUUUUCUUUUUGAGUAAUGUAUUAAUUCCUCUUGGGUGUGAUUGACCUUAGGAACUACAUGUCCCACAUAUUCUAUCUUGGAUGUCAAUCGUUAAUAAUCAUCUAGCUCAGAAGGACAGAUAUAGCGACUUUACCCUCCACAGGAGUAUUUACCAUAUUCUAUAACAGCAGGAAGGAGACUUGGUGUUUUGUGAUGUUGUACAACAAAGUUGGCCCUGGAGUUGUGGCUUUCCCCACUGUGGCCUGGCUUUUUAGAGAAGGAGAAAUGUUAAUGAGAAAUCCAAGAAAUGAAGACACAGAGGCUUUUAGCUCACAUUUCCCACAGUUAGCCAGGCGGAGUCAACAUCUGUCCCCUUCAUGACUGUCCUCCCAAAGGCUACCACGUGCCUUCCCACAGCAGGGGCAAGGCGGCUCAUCUCUGGCCUGGCCACUGGAGAGAGGACACUGUGAUCCUUCGUGAGCUGUCUUGUCCCCUGAAGGGAAGCCCGCUUUGCAGUUGGCUGUAAGUUCUCAUGAAGAGGUUAUACAGAUGAUAACUAGAGUUGAGUAGAGGUGUCUUUUUUCCAUUAGAAUAAAAUAGGGUAAAUUCUAUAUGGCAGGUAUCACUGAACCACGCUCCUUUCCGGCUGACCCCUUACUUCCGGCCCUGGUCAGUGCACCUGAAUUCCAGCCCCAGGACAAGGCUGGUAGGCCUCCAGGCCACAGUGUGAGCCCAGGUGAAGGUUUGCCUCUGUGCCCUGCAUCUAGCAGGUGAGGUCACCAGGCUUUGUUAUCAGGCAGCAAGGCAUUUUUCUUCUGUUAAUAUAUUCAUUGAUACCAUUAAUGUAUUAAUUAGAUGUAAUUGGCCUUUGGAGCUACAUGCGCAAACUAUAUCUUGGGUGAUGAUAGUUAAUAAUCACCUAGCCCUGUUGUCCCCAAACCUUCUGUGUUUACACCCAGAGAACAGGGCAGCUUGUAUCAGAUGGCCGUUUGCCUGAAGUACACAAAUUUAAAUCCAGUGACCCAGGAGAAUGGACACAUGUAUAGCUGAGUCUUUUCACUCUCCACCUGAAACUAUCACAGCAUUGUUAAUUGACUAUACUUCAAUACAAAAUAAACUGUUACUUAAAUUUUUUU